AUGUCGUUUAAGUGUAAAGUGGUGGUUUCUCUGUGGUUUUUUGCCAUGUUUGGUGCUUCUGGAAAUGGGGUUUUGAUUAGAGCCUUGAGGAAAGGUCUCUAUGCUUCAUUCACCUGCACUUUUGCAUUAGGUGGGGCAAUAGUUGGAACAAUUGUGGGAGCCAUGAAAGGCCAAACAACUGAAACUGGGUUCCUUCAUGGGGCUGGAAUAGGUGCAGUGGCAGGUGCCAUUACAGCUAUGCAGUUACUAGAAUCAGCAGCUGAUGGAGAGUCAUUGUCCAAGCUUGCUCUCUUAACUAGCUUAAUGAAUGGCAAGGUUUUCACGGAAUGGGUAAGUCCAGCAAUGCUCAAAGCCUAUCAGUGGCAAAUUAGCACAUUGGAAACUACUUACAGAGAGAUUUCUGAUGUAUAUGAUGUCAAUGGAGUUAAAGGGCUUUCCAGAGAUUCAAUUCUAAAGCUUCCUGAAUUUACAGUUGAUUCUAAAAUCAUGGUCCAAAUUUGCCAUGAGCUUUGCUGUUCAAUUUGCUUACAGGAUUUCUUGGAGGGUGAUUCUGCAAGAAAGCUUCCUAAUUGUGGACACUGUUUUCAUUUGGAAUGCAUAGAUAAAUGGGUAACUAGAAAUGGCACUUGCCCUGUGUGUAGAGAAAGUGUUUGUAAAGAAACAUAUUUGUAGU
Pistacia vera is the source of this 673-nucleotide messenger RNA. Its product is annotated as NEP1-interacting protein 1-like. Bases 1 to 672 code for a protein of 223 amino acids. The transcript has 5 exons. The record is from RefSeq and is a predicted model, not a curated record. Lineage: Eukaryota; Viridiplantae; Streptophyta; Magnoliopsida; Sapindales; Anacardiaceae.